This is a messenger RNA of Fundulus heteroclitus (mummichog), 1781 nucleotides long. Its product is annotated as leucine zipper transcription factor-like 1. Gene Ontology annotation, cellular component: cytoplasm. Gene Ontology annotation, biological process: negative regulation of protein localization to cilium. The record is from RefSeq and is a predicted model, not a curated record. NCBI's taxonomy places the organism in Eukaryota, Metazoa, Chordata, Actinopteri, Cyprinodontiformes, Fundulidae.
UUCCGUUGCCAAGGCAUUCUCAAGGCAAACACUCGCUGCUCGCUGGUUAGCUAGGCUAGCAGAUCUGCAGGAUAAUCUUACAGCUGUUGGAUAGCGGGAAUUCGGCUCAUCUUGUUGAGUUGAACAAACAUACAAAGGAAGUUCCCCGGAUUCCGAACCCGUUAGAUCAGCUCUGGCUUUUAGUCUUUUUCGUGCGUUGUCUGAAAUAGACAAAUCUAGCCCUUUUCUUUUGGGAUCAGCAGCUCAGGCUAACUUAGUAACGUUAACGUUGCCACACAGCCAUUAUGGCUGACUUUGGGUUCAACGAGCACCAUCAGAAUGAGAUCAUCAACUACAUGCGAUUUGCUCGUUCAAAGAGACUCUUAAGGGUCAAGACGAUCGACUCGUGUUUUGAGGAACUGAAAGACAGCAGGCUGGUGGAGGAGACCUUCACAGUGGACGAGGUUAGGGAGAUGCUGGACGGCCUGCAGAUGGUGGUCCGGGGGGAGGUGGAGAUGGAGUUGAUCAACACAGCCCACACUAACGUGCUGCUGCUCAGGCAGCUUUUCUCUCAGGCUGAGAAGUUUUACCUGCGACUCCAGAGCGAUGUCUCGGAGCUGGAAAACAGGGAGCUGCUAGAGCAAGUGGCUGAAUUUGAGAAGACCGAUUUUACGUCUGCCAACAAGAUGAACCAGGAAGCGAGCAAACCCAAGUUGGCACCACUGAACGAAGGUGGGGUGUCUGAGCUUCUGAACAAGGAGAUAGCGAGAUUACAAGAGGAGAACGACAAACUGAAAUCCAGGCUGCGGACUUUAGAGUCACAGGCCAUGAGCGCGCUAGAUGAGAAAACCAAAGCGGAGAGAGCUCUGAAAGACCUCCAGAGGACACAAGGGGAACAACAGCUUUGCUCUCAAAUGAAGGAGAUCAGCAGCCUGGAGGACACAGUAGCAGCUCUGAAGGAGGGCUACGAAAGAUCUCUUAGUGCCAACGCUGCGUCCCAGAAGGAUCUGCAGGAGAACCUAGUCACUGCCAAGCACGACCUUCUGCGAGUGCAGGAGCAGCUGGCCUUGGCCGAGAAGGAGUUGGAGAAGAAGUUCCAGCAAACCGCGGCGUACCGCAACAUGAAGGAGAUCCUAACCAAGAAGAACGAGCAAAUCAAAGAAAUUAGGAAACGACUGCAGAAAUACGAGCCAGACGACUGACUGCCGCCUGCGUUCCUUAGUAGGACAGGACCAAGACUUUUUUUUUUGGGGCCGGUUUGGGACAAGAAGCCGUCAGCUCCAGUGUUUAUUUUUUAUUUCUGCUUUAUCCGGCGUUCUCCGUCCCCCGUUAGCUUCAGUAAAGACCAGGCCGGUCAGUUGGGGGAACUCACAACUCCGGAAACAGAAGAUCUGAUGACAGAUAUGUGGUUUAUUCCCCCCCUCCCCCCUCCCCCUCUUUUCACUGUGUCAACUUUGAGCUCGCCUACAGUAGCUGGUAGAUUUCCCUCAGUGCUCUAUGCAAUAACCAACAUUUUCCUGUCUGAAGGGACAUUGUCCUUUCGCUGACCUGGACAGAAACACACGGUCUGCCUGAAGCUUUGAAGUCUUGCAGCGGCCUUGCAAACGCAUUCGUGUCUCUUGAACUUUUUUCACGUUUCAUCGUGUCACGACCACAAACCUUCAGGGGUUUCAUUGGGAUUUUACGUGAUAAACCGCCACAGCAACACACACUUUUACAAAUUCAGACACCUGAGUCAAUAUUGUGUAGAAGCUUUUUUAUCCCCCCACUUCAUAUACAGAUACAAGCAUUUCGGGGGAUAU